AUGGCCACAAUAAUGUCCCACAACUUGCCACUGAUACCGCUGCCGCUGAAAGCAUCCCUGGCCAAGGCGGGUCUGAUGAUGCCGGGUGGUCCGGCGGGCGGAUUGCUCGGUGGCAACGGGUUGAGCCUCGAACCGCGCUCACCACCGACCUCCGGUUCGCCGCCCGAGUCGGGCUCACCGGAAGUGGCCGGACCGGGUCGGGAGUCCGGCAAACUGGAGGAGCUGGACGAGACGGAUCGAAUGAGUUGCUGCAGCGACGACAGCGAACUCUCCGUCGGCCAGGAGGUCCCGGAUGAUCUGAGGGCACCGGCGACGGGCGAGGACAUGAGUAACGAUUCGUCGCGCUACUCGAAAGAAGCCGCCGGCCCCGAGCUGGACUUUGUGAGGCUUCAGCAGCAUCAGCACCACCAGCAGCAACAGGCAAUGUUGCGGCCAAGUCCGACCCGGCUACACGAAGAGUUCCUGCGCAACUCGCAACUCUACGCGGAAGAGCUGAUGCGCCAGCAGAUGCAGAUUGUGGCCGCGGCCCGUGGCCUCACGAUGGCCGCGAGUAGCCCGGGGGCCAGCAAGAGCCCGCUGGAAACGACGAUGGCCCGCAGUCCGUUGCCGGGAGGCUUUCGACCGACGACCACGGCAACGACGGCGACAAGGAGCGACCUACGGAACGAGCUACGGAACGAGAUCUACCGCCCCGAGACGGGCUCCCCCGGCGGGGGCGAAGUGGGGUCAGCUUCCGGCAGUAGCUUCCGGGGGAUCCAUUCGCACCUGAGCGCGAUUUCGGCCAUCACGCAGAACCUCAACAGUGACCUCUCGAAGCUGACGUCUCCGACGGCGUUCGCGGGCAGCACGCGGACAUCCCGCGAGAGCUCCCAGUCGCCGCCGGUGCACCCGUUCCAGCACCACUACCAGCAACACCACCACCACCAUCCGUUCCACCAGCAGCCACAUCCGCACCAGCUGGCGUUGGCCGCACUGAACAAUAAUAUCGCGAACGCGCUCCACGACCAGAGUCUCAAGUUCAGCAUCGACAACAUCCUGAAGGCGGACUUUGGGAGACGCAUCACCGACCCGCUGCUGCUGAAACGGAGUGGCCCCAAGGCACCGGAAACGGGCCCGGGUGGGGGCCGAAAAGCGCACGACAAAACCCCGUCGGCAAUCGAUCUGAGCGGCGCCCAGGAACAGCAGCAGCAGCAGUCGCUGGCGCCCCUUUCGGCCGUCAGCAAGGCCUCCUCGUUCUGCCCGCGGAGCAGCAGCAGUCGGGCCAGUUCCGGUUCCGGUUCGGUCAGUUCCGUCGGCAGUGUGGGGAGCGAGGAUGUGAGCCCCAUGUCGCCACUCUCGUCGACCGGUUCGAUGAAGGGCGAUGGCGGAGGGGCCGCGGCGACCUCAACCAGUGGGAGUUCCGGUGGUGGUGGUGGUGGAUCGGCCACCGGUGGUGGAUCCUCGUCCGGCAGCGGCAGCGGCGGGCCGAUGGUGUGGCCGGCCUGGGUGUACUGCACCCGCUACAGUGAUCGUCCCAGCUCAGGCAGAAGUCCACGGACGCGCAAACCAAAGAAAAGCCCGGCGGAGAAAAGCAGCUCGGCCCAGGCCAGCAGUUCCAGUUCGGCGGCUGCGGCAACGGCGGCAGCGGCAGCCCUGGCGGAUGACAAGCGACCCCGGACGGCAUUCAGUGGUCCACAGCUGGCCCGAUUAAAGCACGAGUUUGCGGAGAAUCGCUACCUGACCGAGCGCCGCCGGCAACAGCUCAGCGCCGAACUCGGGCUGAACGAGGCGCAGAUCAAGAUUUGGUUCCAGAACAAGCGGGCCAAGAUCAAGAAGUCGUCCGGCCACAAAAACCCGCUCGCCCUGCAGCUGAUGGCCCAGGGGCUGUACAAUCACUCGACCGUGCCGCUGACCCGCGAGGAAGAGGAACUCCAGGAGAUGCAAGCGGCCGCAGCAGCCGCAGCCGAAUCACGCACCGGAUCCGCAGGACCAGCGGCUGCUGCCGCGGCUGCGGCUGCCGCAGCAUCGGCGGCCAAUGCGUAA
This is a messenger RNA of Anopheles bellator, 2022 nucleotides long. Its product is annotated as homeobox protein invected. The transcript has 4 exons. The coding region runs from base 1 to 2022 and encodes 673 amino acids. NCBI's taxonomy places the organism in Eukaryota, Metazoa, Arthropoda, Insecta, Diptera, Culicidae. Gene Ontology annotation, molecular function: RNA polymerase II cis-regulatory region sequence-specific DNA binding; DNA-binding transcription factor activity, RNA polymerase II-specific. The record is from RefSeq and is a predicted model, not a curated record. Gene Ontology annotation, cellular component: nucleus. Gene Ontology annotation, biological process: neuron differentiation; regulation of transcription by RNA polymerase II; multicellular organism development.